Candidula unifasciata is the source of this 1593-nucleotide messenger RNA. Lineage: Eukaryota; Metazoa; Mollusca; Gastropoda; Stylommatophora; Geomitridae. The record is from the annotation of a GenBank genome assembly.
AUGAACGACAGAGAAAGAAGUCGCUCACCCCUCCACACUAGCUCGUCCUCUCCAAGGCUGACCACAAACCUCGUGACUCAGCCGUUUCACCGCGAGGCAGGCGAAUCCAAGAAGACUAUAGAGAUUCCCUGCACGCUGCCCCCUCACCAUGGAACCUCUGGUUCUGCUGGUCAAGGAACUAUCUUCAACGCUCCUGAAGUUGGCGGGGAGGAUGUUCGUUUCUCUCAGCAAAUCCAGGAAGCGGUUUCUCAUGUCCUGGAAGGAUACGACUGGUCACUAGUCACAACGCCUGCCAGAAACCAAAGCGGUGAGAAAAGAAAACCACACAUCAAGCGGCCGAUGAAUGCCUUCAUGGUGUGGGCGCAAGCUGCCCGCAGGAAGUUGGCUGACCAGUACCCUCACCUGCACAACGCAGAGCUCAGCAAGACCUUGGGCAAAUUGUGGAGACUUUUGAACGAAGCUGAAAAGAAGCCAUUUGUGGAGGAAGCUGAGCGACUGCGGGUGCAGCACAAGAAAGACCACCCUGACUAUAAGUACCAGCCACGUCGCAGAAAGACUCCCAAGAACAGUAGCCAGAAUGGAGGCCAGCCAGCAGCUGCCGGUGGAGCUCAUGGGGUCAAGUCCUCGGCUGGCGGCCGCGACACGUCGUCGCCCAGCGACGAGUGCUCCAGUGAGUGCUCCAGCCAGCCCGGCAACUCCAACGGUCCGCCCACACCCCCGGUCACUCCCAACCAGCAUGAACAGGCGAGCCUCAAGUGUAUGUACGACAGACGACAUCGGGGCUAUAUCAUGGGGCCCUCUGGACACCCCAUAGAUUUCAGCAGAAUGGAUCUGAGUCCCGAAGUGAUUGAACAGUUCGAUGAUCAGGAUCUGGAUCAGUACCUGCCGCCGUCUGGCAUGGCUCAUCCACUGGCGCAACACAAUCCCCACCAUGGCGACAGCGGAUACUCAGGCUGCUACAUCACUGGACCCAUGCAAGCCGCCUCUUCGGGACUGUCUGGAUGGCCACCAUCUUAUCGCAUGACUUCAGCAAGCUCUUCUUGUCUGCCACCUUACAUGACACAGAACUCCACAAAUGUCGCACCGCCUCCACACACCAUGCAAGCUCCUUACGACCUGUCCGAACAAGCAACUCCAGACAACAGGUCGCCACCCAUUGCAACAUCUUCAGCGUCAUCUCGUGCCACGACGUCGCAGGCAUCGCCCCAGAACCUGGCCAGCAGCGACAAUUUUCUCAACACAAACAUCUCCGAGUGCAAAUAUCGUAGCGAUGACGCUUGUUCCGUGAAAAUGGAGCAGCAACAGGCUCAGUCGCAGGCCAUGAGAACCUCGUCAAAUCUCCAGUCCUUCCGUUGUGACCCUAAAUAUGAUGCCAGCGCUUUUAGUGGUAGCCAGCCCACCACUCGAUACAACCUGGACUCCGGGUCGAACAUAUACACUCACAUGUCUGGGCCCUACGUGCCACAGAAUGGCUCCGGGUCUCACGUCGCACCGUCUGGGUAUCAGUAUAACAUGAGCCUGCACAGACCCGGCAUGUUUAACGCCAUCCCCGCAGCCGUGCCAGCAGAGCAGACGUGGGAGCGUUUUGGUUAG